This is a messenger RNA of Penicillium daleae, 1620 nucleotides long. Its product is annotated as FAD-binding oxidoreductase. Gene Ontology annotation, cellular component: mitochondrion. Lineage: Eukaryota; Fungi; Ascomycota; Eurotiomycetes; Eurotiales; Aspergillaceae. The transcript is spliced from 7 exons. Gene Ontology annotation, molecular function: D-lactate dehydrogenase (NAD+) activity; D-lactate dehydrogenase (cytochrome) activity; FAD binding. The record is from RefSeq and is a predicted model, not a curated record. Gene Ontology annotation, biological process: lactate catabolic process. Bases 1 to 1620 code for a protein of 539 amino acids.
AUGGCUUCCAAGAAUACUGUCUCUCCAACGCCACUAUUGUCUGAGAAGCAUAAUGGCAUUCCAACCAGACUAUUUGUAAAGGCUCAACAAGCCAAGUCUGCCAUCUUCGAUAUUGCCACCAAGCCCCAGAGCAACAGGACCCAGGUGGCUAUACCGCAGGGCAUAAGCGAAAAUUCAUUCCACAAAGCUAUCGAUGAACUCAGUGCAGAGCUGGGUGAAGAGCAUGUGGAACUCGUGACAAAGCUGAUCGAUGGCUGGUACAUGGAGAAUCCCAACACUCAUGACGGAAUGCAUGUGUCGGAGGAGGAUGACUUCGUCGCAUCGGCUAUAGUCUAUCCGAGCACCACGGAAGAAGUCCAGGAAAUCGUUCGCUGGGCAAACAAACACUGUAUCCCCAUCUCUCCAAUCUCAAUUGGGCGCAACUAUGGCUACGGCGGCGCCGCUCCUCGAGUUCGCGGUGCUAUCGUGAUCGAUCUUGGACGCCGAAUGAACCGAAUCCUCGAUAUCAACCCCGACAAUUGUACAUGCCUGGUUGAGCCAGGCGUGACUUACUUCGCCUUGUACGAGGAGAUCAAAGCCCGAGGUUUCGAAAAUCUAUGGGUUGAUGUGCCCGAUAUUGGAGGUGGCUCCGUUUUGGGAAAUGCCAUGGAUCGGGGUGUUGGCUAUACUCCGUAUGGCGAUCACUGGAUGAUGCACUCCGGGAUGGAAAUUGUGCUUCCCACUGGCGAAGUCAUCAGGACAGGAAUGGGAGCUCUUCCGGGGAACAAUAGCUGGCAACUGUUCCCUUAUGGCUUUGGGCCGACCGCUGAUGGAUUGUUCUCUCAAUCUAACAUGGGCAUUGUGACAAAAAUGGGGUUUGGUUUGAUGCCUAAUCCAGGUGGCUAUGAAAGCUAUCUCUAUACAUUCCCCAAGGAGGAAGAUCUCGCCCAGCUGAUUGAGAUUAUCCGCCCUCUUCGAAUUGCCAUGAUCCUCGAAAAUGUCGCUCAGCUUCGACACAUCAGUAUGCAAGUUGCGUUGGAAGGGAAGCCUCGCGGUGCCUACUAUACUGGAAAAGGACGAGUCCCAGACAAAAUCAUUCACGAUGCUGCAAAGACUCUUCCUCACGGUGACUGCGCCUGGUUAUACUACGGCAUGGCCUAUGGGCCUGAAGAUAUUCGCAAAUAUAAGCUGGACAUCAUUCACAAGGAGUUCAUGAAAAUUCCCGGCGCACGGCGUAUCGACCCCGCCGGCCUCCCGACCAACGAUUAUUUCUGGGUGCGUGAUCGAGUUGCCUCUGGUGUGCCGGACAUUGAAGAGCUUCGCUGGGUGAAUUGGCACCCGAAUGGGGGCCAUGUUGCAUUCAGUCCAGUCUCACCAGUUCGAGGACAGGACGCGACCGCUUUGUGGGAUAUUGCACGAAAGCGCUGCGAUGAGUUCGAUUUGGAUUUAUUCCCAACAUUCUGCGUGGGCUUAAGGGAGAUGCACCUGAUUGUGGAAAUUGUUUUCAAUCGCGAUGAUCCCGUUAUGCGGAACAAGGCGCGGGCAUGUCUGCGGGGGAUGAUCGACGAUGCUGCGGGGGAGAGGCUACGGCGAGUAUCGCACCCAUCUAGCGUUUAUGGAUCAGAUUGCGGGCACUUAUAA